Messenger RNA from Eutrema salsugineum, 879 nucleotides. Its product is annotated as CASP-like protein 2B1. The coding region runs from base 130 to 729 and encodes 199 amino acids. The transcript has 3 exons. Lineage: Eukaryota; Viridiplantae; Streptophyta; Magnoliopsida; Brassicales; Brassicaceae. The record is from RefSeq and is a predicted model, not a curated record.
GGUGCUCUGUACUGAAACAGUGCUUUUAAAAGCAACAAAGGAGCCAACAACAAAUCAAUGUAUCUACAGUGCCUCUUCUCACUAAAUCUCCAUCUUUCUCUAUAUAAGUAAUCAAGAUUAGUGAUAAAGAUGAGUUAUUUAGGAGUCGGACUCAGUCCCGUAAACGUCGCCGGAACCAAAAUGAAGCUGAUGGAUCGAAAAGUGAGACUCACGGAGCUGAUCCUGAGGUGUUCCGUUUGUGCCCUUGCUCUCGUCGCUGCGAUUCUCAUUGCUACAGACACCCAAGUUAAGGAGAUUUUCACCAUCCAGAAGAAGGCCAAAUACACCGACAUGAAGGCCCUUGUGUUUUUGGUGGUGGUCAAUGGUAUAGCCGCGGCUUAUUCUUUGUUGCACAUGGUUCGUUGCGUGGUGGGUAUGAUGAAAGGAAGCGUUUUGUUCAGUAAGCCUCUGGCUUGGGCCAUUUUCUCUGGAGAUCAGGCUAUAGCAUACUUGACCGUAGCGGGAGUUGCAGCAGCGGCGCAGUCUGCGGCAUUUGCGAAGCUGGGUGAGCCAGAGCUCCAAUGGAUGAAGAUAUGCACAAUCUAUGGGAAGUUCUGUAACCAAGUUGGUGAAGGAAUUGCGACCGCCUUGCUUGCUAGCAUCGGAAUGGUUUUGAUCUCUUCCAUUUCUGCUUUUGCUCUCUUUCGUUUGUAUGGCGGUAACAAAGCUCAGCAAGGCUCACGGUGGUGAAGAUCAAGGCCAAUACUGGUCUUGGACUAAUCUUGUUAGUGGAACUUGUGUUAAAUAUUGUGGUCUUGUGUACCCUUUCUCAAUGUGUAUACCGUCCAUUACUCUACUGUCAUGAUCUCAUUUGCACUAUAAUCAUCAGAAUUGUAGUUU